This is a messenger RNA of Calliphora vicina (urban bluebottle blowfly), 375 nucleotides long. Its product is annotated as endocuticle structural glycoprotein SgAbd-9-like. NCBI's taxonomy places the organism in Eukaryota, Metazoa, Arthropoda, Insecta, Diptera, Calliphoridae. The coding region runs from base 1 to 375 and encodes 124 amino acids. The record is from RefSeq and is a predicted model, not a curated record. The transcript has 3 exons.
AUGGCAUCUGCUAAAUUGGUUUUCUUGUGCGCCGUAAUGGCUAUUCUUUCUGCCACUACUUCAGCUGGUUUGUUGGACGCUAUAUUCGUACCCACCAUUUUGCAAGAGCUAUAUCAACUUGCACCCACCAAAGAGGGUUAUCGUCUAAAUUUGGAACAUCCCAAUGGCAGUAAACGUGAAGAAGUUGGCAUGGUCGUUAACCCUGGCACACCCGAAGAACAAUUAGUUGUUAUGGGUAGCUACACCGUGUUUGAUGAAAAGACUGAUAUUGAAACCAUCACCAUGUACACCGCCGACAAGGAUGGUUACAAGCCGCGUUAUAUGCUUAAAAAUCGCAAAUUGAGUGGUUGCACAUUGAAAACAUGCGUUGGUUAA